UUUAACAACCGGUAGAGUUUUGCCAUUACAUGUAUGCAUUCUUCAGUUUGGCCUCCUGACAGACAGAUGAAUUGCCUUUAAGCUGAGAAGAAAUGGGUAGCCAUUUGAAAAACAUCCUAAUCGUUUCCUUUGGAUUUCUGCUAUUAUUUACAGCUUAUGGAGGACUUCAGAGUCUACAGAGCAGUCUGAAUGCAGAUGAAGGCCUAGGAACGGCCUCCUUAAGUGUUCUCUAUGGAGCCAUUAUACUUUCCUCUAUGUUCCUACCACCAAUUCUAAUUAAGAAUCUGGGCUGCAAGUGGACCAUUGUUGUAUCCAUGGGCUGCUAUGUAGCAUAUUCUCUAGGAAACCUUUACCCAUCAUGGGAAACGCUGAUUCCCACAUCUAUAAUUCUGGGUUUGGGAGGGGCUCCCCUUUGGUCAGCAAAGUGCACCUACUUGACCAUCAGUGGAAACAUGCAGGGAAAGAAGGAGAACAAAGAAGGCAGAGACAUAAUCAACCAGUACUUUGGGAUCUUCUUUUUAAUAUUUCAGUCUUCUGCAGUGUGGGGCAAUCUGAUGUCAUCACUGAUAUUUGAGCUGGCUGAUGACAGAGCUAGCAUCACAGAGGAACAAUUAAAUCACUGUGGAGCAGCCGACUGUCCCGUAACAAAUGUCACUGGAAACAGCACAAUUGACAUUCCCCCAGACUCCUUAAGAUAUACUCUUGUGGGCUCUUACAUAGGUGUUGGCGUGUUGUCUGUGAUCCUGGUGGCUGUGUUUCUAGAUGACAUGGACAAAGAAGCAGCCCAGGAGUUCAGAGACAACAGGCAGCCAUUUUUCUCAGUUUUCCUAGCUACUUUCAAGCAUCUCCGAGACAAGCGACAGAUCCUGCUUAUCCCCAUGACAAUGUACAGCGGCUUUGAGCAGGGUUUCCUCGCCGGAGACUACAACAAGUCCUAUGUGACCUGUGCUCUGGGAAUACGGUAUGUUGGCUAUUCGAUGAUCUGCUUUGGUGCUACAAACUCCCUUUUUUCCUUUGGCUUUGGAAAGCUGUCACGUUAUACUGGAAGAAUCGCCCUUUUUGCCCUAGGUACAGUCACAAACUUGGCAUGUAUAAUAGCCCUGUUUCUUUGGAAACCUCAUCCUGACGACUUAGCAGUGUUCUUUGUGUUUUCUGGCCUUUGGGGAAUGGCCGACGCUGUGUGGCAGACACAAACAAAUGCUCUCUAUGGAGUUCUAUUUGAAGAACACAAGGAGGCAGCAUUUGCCAACUAUCGGCUCUGGGAGUCUGUGGGCUUUGUAAUAGCCUUCGGAUACAGCAGCUAUUUAUGUGUAGAUGUUAAGCUGUAUGUUGUGCUUGCUGUGUUGGUGGUAGGCAUGGUACUCUAUGGCUGUGUGGAAUACAUUGAAUACAAGAAUCCUACUGCCUGCAUUGAGAACAAGCUAGAGGUAGAAGAGGACCAAUAUAUUGCCCAGUCUAAACUGUAGUGAAGUAUUGUGGUGGACUUUCAGCCUUUAACUAUUUUAUUUAUUGGACAGUAAAAUAUAACAAUAAAUGUGUCAUCCACAUACAGUACAUCUCCCUAGGUUAAACAAAGAUAAUAGCAUUGUGUGUGUUCUGUACAAUACAAUUGUAUAUACAGCUUGAUGUGUAUGUAAUAUUAAAUACAAUAAUAAUUAUGUAAAAUAAGUUUUGAAAUAACAGGAAGUAGUCAGAGGAAAUUACACCUAGGGGUAGAUGUACUAAAGUGUUGCAAACGAGUCGGAAGUCCAGGGUGAAAUGUACUAAACAAGCACAAUGCUGUUAGCGACUUUUUAGAGAAUGCUUUGCGGCAGCAGUUUCUGUUUGCGGUUCAAGCGUAGAUGAAUAUGUAGUUAUGGGCAGAAAAGGGGCAGAGAUAGUGCAAAUCAGGGUUCUCAAAUAUUGUAAUGAGAUCUAUGAAAGCAGCAGACAAUUGCGACACUUACAAUUGCAUCAAUUUGUUAAGAACUUUUGAAAGCAUGUUUUAAACAGUCGCAAUUGUUGCUGGCAUUUCCCAGUAUGAUUUUUCUCGUGCCUUGCCAGUUGUGCUCAAUGCAUUUUUGAGGCAAACAGCCAAACACCCAUUUUUCCCUAAAAGCAGGGUGUACUUACAAGCCUUGAAAACACAUUUCUAUGACAUUUCUGGCUUCCCCAACGUGUUGGGAGCAAUAGAUGACACACAUGUGCUGCUAACCCCUCCAGCAUGAUUUAUUUUGUGUUACCAUACCGGAAGCCUACAGGCUAAAGUAAAAAGAAAGUGCGCUAGAUGUUCAUUUGAUUUUACUACUGUAUUGUAUACAGUAUAGGCCUACUGUACAGACUUAUAUUUUUGCUCAUAAUGUAAUGUGUAACCUACUCAAAACCCAUUAUAGUUAUUUCAGUGCAAUGAUUUAUACAUUUAAAUACAUUGAGCACUAUAAAUGUAUGUGUAUGAUUUUAUUAUAUAUUUUUUAAACCCAGCACCCUUGGACCCUAGCAUAUAUAGACGUUAUCCUUUGGGCACACUCUGCUGCAGUAAACCACAACUUAACUCCCACUAUGUAUUUGAACAAUGUCACACGACUCUCGCAAUAGAGAUAUCGCUAAGAAGAUGCAACAGAUAUUUAAAUUAGUAUAUUGCGGUUCUUUUCAUUAACAUAUUUUCUCUUAGUACAUACGACAAAAUGUAUACUUUGCUAAGUGUUGCAACGGAAAUGCAAAUUGCAGUAUGUUUGCGCUGCGACUAGCCCAUCUUAGUACACCUACCCUCUAGUAUUUAAAAAAAAAAAUGCCAGUUUUACUAAAUGUCAAAAUGAAGCUAGAUGUAUGUAACACAUAUAUGAUUUCUCAUUAGGGUAGCCAACUUUACAUUUUUUCACCUCCCCCCCCGGAGAGUAUACAAAUUCCCUUAUUAAAAUCGACUGUCCCGUCCAAAACCAGACAGUUGGCAUCCCUAUUACGAUGCAGGCACCGCCUCCUUCUCUGUUUGGCUCCUAGCAACAUCUAUAUUUACAGCGAUUUGCUGAAAAUAAUUGAAUAGCAGUAUAUAUUAAAUUAUGCACCUAUCAAAAGCUAAAAUUGUGCUGCCAUUUGUCCAGCUCUUUUGUUGUUUUAGCAACAGCAAUUGAUAAUUAAAGGCACAGUAGUCUGUCACAAAUGUGCACCGCUGGCACAGAGCCGGUGGUCACCUUUCAGCGAUGUUGGCACUGAGUCUUAACGGGCAAUGAGUGUCCAGUUUUCAGUGUACAAAACCGGACAGCAAGUUUAAAAAACGCCUGUCUGGUCUAAAACUGUGCAGUUGGCAACCCUAUUCCUCUUGUAUGCACAUGAUAAAUGAAUACUUUAUUGUAAAAACAGAUCUGUUUGUAUUAGAAAUUGGUUCCAGACAAUCCAUCCAAAAACAGGCUGGAAUACACCGAAGGAUUCUAGAUAAUGAAAGUUAAGUGGAAAAUCAUUACUAUAAUAAUUGGGGCAGCAGUGUGGAGUAGUGGUUAGGGCUCUGGACUCUUGACCAGAGGGUUGUGGGUUCAAUCCCCAGUGGGGGACACUGCUGUUGUACCCUUGAGCAAGGUACUUUACCUACAUUGCUCCAGUAAAAACCCAACUGUAUAAAUGGGUAAUUGUAUGUAAAAAUAAAUAAAUAAUGUGAUAUCUGUAUAAUGUGAAAUAAUGUAUAAUGUGAUAUCUUGUAACAAUUGUAAGUCGCCCUGGAUAAGGGCGUCUGCUAAGAAAUAAAUAAUAAUAAUAAUUAUUACAUUUAAUCAGUUCUAACCGUAACCAUGACAUCCUAUAUUGUAUCCUUUUAAUAUACUGUUGUGAUCCUGGCCGUUUGCAAACGGGCUUCUCCAAAUCUUUAGUUCUUUUCUGUAAUAAAAGUUUUCACUAAUGAGUUAUUUUUAUGGAUUAAAUAAAGAUGGAUUUGAAGAAAUUAAUGUAAUAUGAAACGUGUUUUUUACUUUAUAAUUUUGUUGUUGUUGUUGGUAAGUUUCAUUUCAUUGUAUUUGCUUUUAGCUAACGGUUAACUUAGACAAAUCAUGCCAUUGUGAGUACUCCAGUGUAUUUUCCAUCACCACUGUGUUGAAUACUUUCUCCACCAUGGGAAUGUUUACAAAUGAGAGAAAUAUUUUCAUGCUGGCUAAUAUAUGUAAAGGUCAUUAUAUCUGAAGGGAAAUUCCAUUCAAAUAAUACUAUUUUCCUUGGAGUGUUUGUUCUAAGGUUGAUCACCCUUUGUGCUGUAGAUAUAAAUGACUGUUUAUGAAACUUUUGGGGUCAUGUAUCAAGCAUUUGCAACGGCAUUAAGGCCUUAGCGCUGGGUUAACGGUGGCCUUAAAAUUCCCCCGAAUGUAUCAUGACACUUUUGGCAAGUUAAGGCCGUGUUAGCACCACAAAAAUGCGCUCUGCCGUUCAUUAGCCAUGCAUUUUAAGGCGUGUCAAGCCUUAAUUAUAUGCAUGGGCAAAUUGUAGGUGGGGCUCAUUUCUAAAUGAAGUCUGUUAUAUUAAAAUUAGAAUAGCUGUGCCUGUUCUAAAAGGAUCCACAAAUAAGUCUGAUUUCAAUUUGGGCGCAAAGAAAAAAGCCAGAAAGCAGCUGAUAGGAAAGGGCAUUAUGGCAGCAGUCAUAACGUAUUUCUUACGACAGAGUGCAGGCCCUUAACCUUCCUGAACAACACAGGGACAGAGGGAGAGUACUGAGAAGAAGGGAGAGUUUUUAGGGUCUG
Molecule: messenger RNA, 4694 nt
Organism: Acipenser ruthenus (sterlet)
Lineage: Eukaryota; Metazoa; Chordata; Actinopteri; Acipenseriformes; Acipenseridae
Product: protein unc-93 homolog A-like
Exons: 8
Coding region: 93-1466 (457 amino acids)
Source: RefSeq, a predicted model, not a curated record